Molecule: messenger RNA, 867 nt
Organism: Asterias rubens (European starfish)
Lineage: Eukaryota; Metazoa; Echinodermata; Asteroidea; Forcipulatida; Asteriidae
Exons: 4
Coding region: 1-867 (288 amino acids)
Source: RefSeq, a predicted model, not a curated record
AUGGAGAGUCACUUUGAAAAAAGUUCGAUUCCAGUAACGAGUUAUCCAUCUUCACCGGAACCAUCUACCGAUGAAAUACACCACCAACUAACAGAUGAAGGGCUACACUACAUGAUCCAGGAGCAAGAGGAGCAGCUUCACCGAGAACGCCCUGCAGUGACCAUUGGCCGAACGGUGUCCACCCCGGAACGUAUCUUCGCCAAUCUCAACCUCUCUGGCCAACAGGGCUUCGACGAGGAUGAAGACGAACCGGGUAUAUCAAGGACACCAAGAACAAGUCCCAGUCGGACCUCCCCCAUCUCAGCUGCCACGUCUCCGCCCACCGGGAUUCACCCGUCAGAGAUGAGACAGCCCUCAACAGACAGAAUGUACCAGGACAUGGUCGGUGACCUGGAUGUCAUGAUAGACAUUGCGAGGAGCAUGCAUGAGGUGGCUCGCCACACCAAAACUUUAAUCAGCACUGCCUACGAGCGCAUCGACCUGAACGACCCCCGCGUCCGAAAUCUGGGCAUCGGCAGAGUCAUGAAGGACCUACGGAUGGAGAGCGCCCAUGCCGUGGUGGACGGCCAGCGAGCCCAGGUACGCUACGAGAAAGUCAUGACAGACGUCCGUCGGAUGAAGAGGUGCUUGAGGAACCUCGGCUUCUGGCACGGGGGCGGUCACAGUGGCUCGCUCCCGGGAGAACGGCAGCCGAGCGUCACGGACUCGUGGGCGGUGUGGAAGAAUGAUUGGUCUUCAGUCCCCCUGGCCAAAGAGACUAGAAGAAGAUUGACCCCACGCCACGCCCAGGUCCAUCUCAUCCCGCAUGCAGGACGGAGAACGAGGAGCAGCGAGAAUCAGGAAAAAGUGAUGCCGGUGUGCCCUUGA